Molecule: messenger RNA, 1908 nt
Organism: Lolium rigidum
Lineage: Eukaryota; Viridiplantae; Streptophyta; Magnoliopsida; Poales; Poaceae
Product: ABC transporter E family member 2-like
Exons: 12
Coding region: 1-1815 (604 amino acids)
Biological process (GO): translational initiation; ribosomal subunit export from nucleus; translational termination
Molecular function (GO): iron ion binding; ATP hydrolysis activity; ATP binding
Source: RefSeq, a predicted model, not a curated record
AUGUCGGGGCGAUCGAGCCGGAUCGCGGUGGUGGCGGAGGACCGGUGCCGGCCAAGCAAGUGCGGCCAGCAGUGCCGCAAGCGCUGCCCUGUCAACGCCACCGGGCGCCACUGCAUAGAAGUUACUCCAUCAUCUAAAGUGUCUAUAAUUUCAGAGGAUAUGUGCAUUGGAUGUGGUAUUUGUGUGAAGGCAUGCCCGUUUAAUGCUAUCCAAAUUAUUAACUUGCCAAGAAAUCUUGACAAGGAGACGACACAUCGCUAUGGACCAAAUUCCUUCAAGCUUCACAGGCUUCCUGUUCCAAGACCUGGGCAAGUUUUGGGCUUGGUGGGGACAAAUGGUAUCGGGAAAUCAACUGCACUUCAAAUAUUGGCUGGGAUUUUAAAACCCAACUUGGGUAAAUUCACAGACACCCCAAGCGUGGAUGAAAUUUUGAAGUAUUUCCGUGGAUCUGAACUCCAGAAAUACUUCACUCGUCUAAUGGGAGACAAAAUGAAGGCAACUAUGAAACCUCAGUAUAUCGACAAUAUUCGAAAAUCUUUUAAAGGGAAGGUUGGGUACUAUCUUAAUAAGGGAAACAAGAGACAAGUGAAGGACACGCUAUGUGAUAUUCUUGAAUUGAAUCAAAUUCUGGACCGAGAUGUCUCAGAUCUAUCUGGCGGUGAGCUUCAGAGAUUUGCAAUUGCUGUUUGUGCUAUGAAGGAAGCAGAUGUUUAUAUAUUUGAUGAGCCAUCAUGCUAUCUUGAUGUGAAACAAAGGCUGAAAGCUGCACAAGUGAUCCGUUCCUUGGUACAAUCCAAAAACUAUGUAAUUGUCGUGGAGCAUGACCUUAGUAUUCUCGACUACUUGUCAGACUACAUAUGCUGCAUUUAUGGAACUCCAGGAGCAUAUGGUGUUGUUACUUUGCCCUCUUCAGUCAGAGAAGGAAUUAACAUCUUUCUAAAUGGCGUCAUCCCAACAGAAAAUUUGCGUUUCCGUGAGGAGAAACUUACGUUUAGAGUUACUGAGUCUACCGAGGAGAUCAUAGAGGGUCAGACUUACCAAUGCUAUAAGUAUCCUACCAUGGUGAAAACAAUUCGUGGCUUCAAGCUCUCAGUCACGGAAGGCAGCUUUAAUGAUUCCCAGAUAAUUGUCAUGCUUGGUGAGAAUGGUACCGGAAAGACAACAUUUAUUCGUAUGCUGGCAGGGGAGGUGAAACCAGACAAAGUUAGUGAUGAGCAAGUUGAUAUGUCUGCAUAUACUGUCUCAUACAAGCGUCAGGAAUUGGUCUCUAAAUAUAGCUCUACAGUUAGGGACCUUCUAGACGAGAAAAUAUCUGGAUCAUGCACACAAGCUCAGUUCAAAUCUGAUGUCAUGAAACCACUGAAAGUUGAGGAACUCAUGGACAGGCUGGUUGCAAAUCUUUCUGGUGGUGAGCUGCAGAGGGUCGAACUCUGUAUUUGUCUUGGAAAGCCUGCUGAUAUUUACCUCAUAGAUGAACCAAGCGCUCAUCUUGAUUCAGAACAGCGCCUUAUAGCAGCAAAGGUGAUAAAAAGGUUUAUCCUUCACCAAAAGAGAACAGCUUUCAUCGUCGAGCAUGAUUUCAUCAUGGCAGCCUACCUUGCUGACAAGGUUCUCGUAUUUGAGGGAAAACCUUCUUUUGACUGUACUGCAAGUGCACCAGAAUCCCUGGCUUCUGGAAUGAACCGUUUUCUGUCACAUCUGGAUGUCACAUUUAGGACGGAUCCGACAACCUACAGGCCGCGGAUUAACAAGCUGGGUUCUAUGAAGGACACUGAGCAGAAAGCUGCGGGAUGCUACUACUACCUUGAGUAUUAAUAAAGCUUUCGCCAAGGACACCUCUACUUGUGCAAAAGCCCUUCCACAACAGGACAGCUCAACUGCUUGGGCGCGCUACCCAGCAUAUCUGCC